AUGGAGGCUAAGUAUUCUCAUGAAGUAUUAGAAAAUCAACAGCUUAUAAAAAAGGUACCUAAAGAGAUUUAUAAUAACUGCAGAAAAAAAAUACUACAACAAAAAGGAGACUGUAUAGAAUCCCAUCUUGGAUCACAAAAGAAAUCCAAAAAGAAGAAAUUAAAAAUUGCUAAGGAUUUAUUGCAAAGCAAUGACUUUCCAAGUUUAGAUGAAGAUGAAAUAGCAAAAAUUAAAGAUGAAGAGUCACAGAAGUUGGCUCAAAAAUUAUAUUAA
Messenger RNA from Cetraspora pellucida, 273 nucleotides. The record is from the annotation of a GenBank genome assembly. NCBI's taxonomy places the organism in Eukaryota, Fungi, Glomeromycota, Glomeromycetes, Diversisporales, Gigasporaceae.